GUCAACGUGUGUUGCAUUGUGAGCCUGCGCUGCACAUCGUCCCGUCUCUGUUGUUCAUCUCUGUGAAGCCCAGCGGACUGCUUUCCUCCUGGUCUGCUUCCUACCGAGGACCCCCCAGCGGCCCCGAGCUACACCCUGAGAGGACCCCCCAGCGGCCCCGAGCUACACCCUGAGAGGACCCCCCAGCGGCCCCGAGCUACACCCUGAGAGGACCCCCCAGCGGCCCCGAGCUACACCCUGAGAGGACCCCCCAGCGGCCCCGAGCUCACUGUAACUUAUAUUGAGGAUAUUCAUCUGUGUUUUCGAGCAAAAUCAAGAAAAUGACCCAUUUCAACAAGGGGCCAGCCUACGGAUUAUCUGCUGAAGUGAGAAACAAAAUUGCUCAGAAAUAUGACUCGCAAAAGGAGGAGGAGCUUCACUUCUGGAUAGAGGAGGUGACAGGAAUGUCUAUUGGAGAGAACUUCCAGAAAGGCUUAAAGGAUGGAGUCAUCCUCUGCGAACUGAUAAACAAACUGCAAACUGGUUCAGUAAAGAAAAUCAACCUUUCACAGCUGAACUGGCACAAGCUGGAAAACCUUGGGAAUUUCAUCAAAGCCAUCCUGGCCUAUGGCCUGAAGCCCAAUGACAUCUUUGAGGCCAAUGACCUGUUUGAAAAUGGGAACAUGACUCAAGUCCAGACCACACUGCUUGCACUGGCCAGCAUGGCAAAGACGAAAGGUAUGGACACAAAGAUUGAUAUCGGGGUGAAAUAUGCAGACAAACAAGCUCGACAUUUCGACGAUGAGAAGAUCAAGGCCGGUCAGUGUGUCAUUGGACUGCAGAUGGGGACAAACAAGUGUGCGAGUCAAGCUGGAAUGACUGCUUAUGGAACCAGAAGACAUCUAUAUGAUCCAAGGACUCAGACUGACAAACCCUACGACCAGACCACCAUCAGCCUGCAGAUGGGAACCAACAAAGGAGCCAGCCAGGCGGGCAUGUCAGCCCCUGGAACCCGCAGAGACAUCUAUGACCAGAAGGUGGCGCAGCAGCCGCUGGACAACUCCACCAUCUCCCUCCAGAUGGGCACCAACAAGGUUGCGUCUCAGAGGGGCAUGAGUGUGUAUGGUCUGGGUCGACAGGUCUAUGACCCCAAGUACUGCGCCCCCCCGACAGAGCCGGUCAUCCACGCCAACGGCAGCCAGGGCACCGGCACCAACGGCUCGGAGAUCAGCGACAGUGACUAUCAGGCUGAGUUCGGGGAGGACGAGUACCACGGACCUUACCCUGACGACUACAGCUCCCAUUACAAUGAUCAGGGCAUUGACUAUUAGUAGAGAGCUCCAGCUCCAAAUCAGUAUUAAGUAGUGUAUUUCAUCAACUUCGCAAUAGCAAGUAUUUUGCUCUCCUCACUAGUCUGUUCUUCCCUUGAAGCAUACAAUAAAAUGUUGCCCUGAGUACUUUCCUUCUUCACCUACACUCUGAUCUGACCAGAAGCUGUAGUGGCAUAUAAUAAUGAGAUAAAGUGCUGGAAAUGUUUUGAGCUUCAGAGUUUUCUUUUUAAUAUCCACUUUUUAAAAGAGUCUUAAUAAUGGAACACUGACGUAGUGAUAACUUUUUGGAGCGACGGUGCAGCAUCAGGUGAAGCUGCUGCAGUGUUCGGACACUUGGCUGAUGAUCCAUGUGAAAUCCAUUCAACAAUAGGCUGCUCUGCUCAGUGUUUACACUUUGUGAUACUGGUGUUUUUACUACAUUUAAUCACUACAUAGUGUUUCUUCUUUUCUAUUAAUGAUGAGCAUGGGGGCAGCUCAGACAGUGCAAGUGACCAAACCCAAGUUGACUAUAUAUGUAGACAGAUUCCCAUUACAUGAACUAUAUUUUCAUAUUAUUCCCCUUGUAUUCCUAAACUGUAUUUAUUGCAAUGUUUCUCAUUGUUAAACAGUCCACUGUUAUAUGGUAAAGAAAAUGCUAUGUUAUAAAUAAAGCCGUAAAUUCUU
This is a messenger RNA of Cyclopterus lumpus (lumpfish), 1973 nucleotides long. It is a transcript of the gene cnn3a, whose product is annotated as calponin 3, acidic a. The record is from RefSeq and is a predicted model, not a curated record. Gene Ontology annotation, molecular function: actin binding. NCBI's taxonomy places the organism in Eukaryota, Metazoa, Chordata, Actinopteri, Perciformes, Cyclopteridae. The transcript is spliced from 7 exons. Gene Ontology annotation, biological process: actomyosin structure organization. The coding region runs from base 321 to 1310 and encodes 329 amino acids.